Molecule: messenger RNA, 521 nt
Organism: Eremomyces bilateralis CBS 781.70
Lineage: Eukaryota; Fungi; Ascomycota; Dothideomycetes; Eremomycetales; Eremomycetaceae
Exons: 1
Coding region: 91-426 (111 amino acids)
Source: RefSeq, a predicted model, not a curated record
GCCACUUUUCUUCCAUACCAUGUACCUGUUUCGUACAUUGCACAUCUCACUUUUCAGGUUCGCUACAGUCAUUCCUUCCGUUUCUCAGCUAUGUCGAGAAUUUCAACGUUGACCGCUUCGGAGGCUGGAAUGCCGCGACAAAUUGAUCUGUCUAAGUGUUGUGUUGGAGUCUACAGUUCGGCCCACUCUCAGAUGAACUUUCGUAUGAGAAUCGCCAACCCGGUCAUAAACUCAUAUGUUUUGCCGAAAGACACAGACCAUCCACACUCAGAUGACAAUGCCCGCUCUCAGAUGAACUUUCCUUCUUACACUACCUUAUACCAGCUGUUCUGUGCUCUGCCGUCGCAACCUUUGGACACGGAGCCUUGGGGGCAAGAUGUAAGUUCCAACGGAAUGCAUUUCAAAUGCAUUUUGAAAGCAUUCUGAACCAACACAGCUUUGGGCGAACUCUUCUAAUAGGUUAGAAAUGAAUUACGAACAUAUCCCUAAUACAUUAUAUACCAAAUCUUUAGAAACUGGGC